AUGACAAACUUAUUCAUUGUCUCUCUCUUUCAAGAUUUUAGCAUAUUAUUUGCACCCGAUUUCCAGUGGAGAGAACAUCCUGCCAAGUGGGUGCAGACUCGGCUACAAGUUCUCUCAUCCUUUCUAAUAUGUGGGCAGAUUACCCCAAAGCUAUCCCAGAAGUUGAUUCAUGAAGGUUAUAAAUAUGUUGAUAGACUUUCAGAUUAUUUAGAAGAUAUUGGGACUAUGUAUGUCAGAGAAUUCGAAUUAGAUCCUCUAGCCGACUUCUACUAUCCAGCCUUAAUUCUACCUUUAUUUGUCUUAGCAAUUAGAGCAGAUAUUCAUAAAAAAUUUAUUAUUAGUGUGGAGUCUGCUGUUAUGAAUAACUUGGGAGCAAGAAGAAAUGAAAACUUAGAGGAAUGA
Molecule: messenger RNA, 402 nt
Organism: Racocetra persica
Lineage: Eukaryota; Fungi; Glomeromycota; Glomeromycetes; Diversisporales; Gigasporaceae
Source: the annotation of a GenBank genome assembly